GAACUGAGAGCGACGCACGCGCAGAUAUUUUUACCAUGAAGAUCGUAUUACUAGUGAUUGUGCUGGUCGGAGUUGUCAUUGGAAAUCAAGAGGAUUUAAGGAUCAUCGACUCGAUUGUACAAGAGCAGCCAUGCAUCGAAAUGGGCGGUAUUUGCACGGUCUCCGAAGACUGCCCUAAGGGACAUCUCGCCGAGAAGCAAGGGCUGUGCCCGACACAGAGAAAGCAGGGCAUUGACUGUUGCCACGGAGUGUCCAUGAAAGAGACACGCUGCGCGAAGCAUGGGGGCAGCUGUAUGACCCAUGAAACAUAUUGUAACCCAAGGCUCAUCUUCGACGAUGCCAAGGACUGCCCUCAAGGCCACCACUGCUGCAUUAUGGUUCUUUAGAGUUGUAUCGGAAAAUACAAAAUAAAUAACUUCUAUAUCUUAA
Pararge aegeria (speckled wood butterfly) is the source of this 429-nucleotide messenger RNA. RefSeq names its product U-scoloptoxin(19)-Sm1a. The transcript is spliced from 3 exons. NCBI's taxonomy places the organism in Eukaryota, Metazoa, Arthropoda, Insecta, Lepidoptera, Nymphalidae. The record is from RefSeq and is a predicted model, not a curated record. Bases 36 to 386 code for a protein of 116 amino acids.